Molecule: messenger RNA, 1004 nt
Organism: Perca flavescens (yellow perch)
Lineage: Eukaryota; Metazoa; Chordata; Actinopteri; Perciformes; Percidae
Product: cyclic AMP receptor-like protein A
Exons: 13
Coding region: 106-900 (264 amino acids)
Biological process (GO): cell surface receptor signaling pathway; adenylate cyclase-activating G protein-coupled receptor signaling pathway
Cellular component (GO): plasma membrane
Molecular function (GO): cAMP binding; G protein-coupled receptor activity
Source: RefSeq, a predicted model, not a curated record
UCCCUUUGUGCGCACGGUAGAAGCCGGAAGUAGGUUACAAGAAAAAGCUCCAGCAAAACAAAAACACAUUGAAGCAAAAUAAUCUAAAUUCAUAGUGACUCAAAAAUGAACAGUCAAAACCCAAAGGCAAUGAGUAACGAUUCACGCUGCGUAUUUUUUAAUACAGAUUCAGAAGACUAUCGAUGCGUGGUGAUUUUAACAGUAAAACGAGCCACAGGAACAUUCUCCUUAGUAGGAUGCAUUUUCAUGCUGUUUGUGAUCUGGCUGCUUCGCAGGUAUCACUCUUUGGCUCAGAAGAUGAUUCUCAGCCUGACUGUAGCUGCCUUCUUUGAUAGCGUAGGAUAUGUUAUGGGUGAUUCGCAUCCAGAGGGAUCGCUUUGUGACUUCCAGGCCUGCUGGCUAACUUACUUUGACUGGAGUGCCUUGGCCUGGGUUUGCCUCAUCACAGUGAACCUGUACCUCAACCUGGUCCGAGAAAUCAGCACCAACAGAUAUGAGAUGUCGUACCAUCUGAUGGCGUGGGGGGUGCCUCUGGUCAUGGCCUCUUUGCCACUGCUAAAGGGUUACUAUGGACCCGCAGGAGCCUGGUGGGUAGUUAAAAGCUGGAUCACAGACGAUCACGUAGCCUGGAGAUUUGGGAUAUGGUACGUGCCUCUGUUCAGCCUCAUCUUCCUGAUGAUCUGCUGCUACGCCAGGAUAAUCUGCGUGGCCAAUGCGAGGAUGCAAUCAUGGUUGGGAACCUUCAACCCAGAGAGAGAGAGACAGAAAGGCUCCAUAAUGCCUUCUACCCACAGGAUCCAUCCUUCUCGCUCACUCUGUUGCACGUCCUGUCAGCACCACUCCACGGCUUGGCCAAUGCCUUUGUUUUUGGUCUGGAUAGGGAUUGGUGGAGCCUACUGAGCCCUACUGGCAUGCAGCUGGCUCUGCAGUCACGGCUGUGUGACAGGACAAGGAUCGGAGAGUACCACCCGGGGGCGGUGCGCUACACACAGGCUGACCUGGUC